This is a messenger RNA of Sordaria macrospora k-hell, 423 nucleotides long. NCBI's taxonomy places the organism in Eukaryota, Fungi, Ascomycota, Sordariomycetes, Sordariales, Sordariaceae. The record is from the annotation of a RefSeq genome assembly.
AUGCCCGUCAACAUGCCUGACUCGCCUGAUGACAUCGAAAUCCAUGACUGCGGCACCGUUUUCCGCCGAGCCUCACCGGCCCUGUAUCAAAGGGCCAUCGACCCGCGCUGGUCCUUCAGGAAGACCGAAUUCUACGUCUUCAGGGAGGAGCAGCAGCAGCAGCAGUCAGGUCCAGAAGGAGAAGAUCCCCAAACUGAACUGGUCGUGGACCAAUCCCAAGAAUGGUACGACGUUCAGGUGCAGUACUGGGAGCGAGAGAGGCAGCGACGGGAACAGCAGCAGCAGGCAAACCAACAAGAACAAGAAUCAAAAACGGAAACAGAACCGGUGGUUGCCGAAGGGCUAUCUUCCGAAGAGAAGCAGCCCGAGGUCAACGAGCCCAAGCCCUUCGACACGCUGGAAUUCAAGUUCCAGGUGGACGGU